Molecule: messenger RNA, 150 nt
Organism: Chondrus crispus (carragheen)
Lineage: Eukaryota; Rhodophyta; Florideophyceae; Gigartinales; Gigartinaceae
Exons: 1
Coding region: 1-150 (49 amino acids)
Source: RefSeq, a predicted model, not a curated record
AUGUUGCUUGCCGACCAGGAACUGUCUCCUCUAAAAAAUCGGUUCUCUAAUUUGAACCCGUUCCAAUCAGUGGUGCUUUCUUCGACCUUGCCGUUAAGGGUUAUGUCAUUGCGUUCGGUGCGGCGUGGUAUUGUGGGACUGCUCUGUUGA